ACAUGUGCCGCCAUGUUCAUUUUGAGUAUGCUACAGUAUGCUACAUGCUAUAGAUGAUAUUCGUAGAUUCGCGUAUUAUCACCUAUGAUUUACCUGUGCUGCUUGUCUUUGAAAUUGUUGUAUUGCUCGCACAUAUAGGUUUUAAAAUGUCCGGUUCCACGUCCCAUGAAUCCCCUAAAGGCAAUGUUCCGACAAAAACUAAUGUGCAGAAGAAACCGACGUGUAUCAUUGUUCUUGGGAUGGCUGGAUCUGGAAAAACUACAUUUGUACAACGACUCGUUUCAGUACUGUACAGCGUAGGGAAACCGUACGCGAUAAAUUUGGAUCCUGCGUGCAGGGAGGUUCCUUACCCAGCUAACGUAGACAUCAGGGAUACGGUCAAUUACAAGGAGGUGAUGAAACAGUAUAGCUUAGGUCCGAACGGUGGCAUCGUCACUGCUUUAAACCUUUUUUCCACAAAAUUCGAUCAAGUGAUAGGACUCAUCGAGAAAGCAGGCAAAGAACAUGAAUACGUAAUUUUGGAUACCCCUGGCCAGAUCGAAGUUUUCACAUGGUCGGCGAGUGGUACGAUCGUCACGGAAGCCCUUGCAUCCCAGUUUCCCACGAUCGUUGUGUACAUAUUAGAUACCGUGAGAAGCGUGAAUCCAGUGACGUUCAUGUCCAACAUGCUGUAUGCUUGUUCGAUCUUUUACAAGACCAAACUCCCCUUUAUCGUUGCCAUGAAUAAGACCGAUAUCGUCGAGCACAGUUACGCUGUGGACUGGAUGCACGAUUUCGAAGCAUUCCAGGAAGCUUUAGAUUCGGAAACUAGCUACAUCGGCAACCUGACACGUAGCAUGGCUCUCACUCUCGACGAGUUCUAUUCUCAUUUACGUAGUUGUGGCGUUUCCGCUGCAACUGGGGCUGGCAUCGGAAAGUUUCUCGACCUUGUUCGAGAUGCUGCAGAGGAAUACGAGAGGGAUUAUAAGAAGGACUGGGAGGAAAUGAAAGUGAAACGCAACGCGCAGAGGCUAAAAGCGGAGAAGGAACAAGUUGAAUUAGCGACCCGCCGCCCAGAAGUUACGGCCGACGGAUUGGUAUCUACGAUUAGUAGCGGCAGAGAAAUUUCAGACGUGUACCUGAAGCACGCGGGCGACGAGUCGAGCGAGGACGAAGAAGGUACUGAGAAUCCGUUUAACGGCGAAGAACAGGAGAGGGAGGCGUUCAAGAAUUUUUUAGAGAAGCACAAUGAGAAGCACCAAGAGAAAACCAAGGUAUUUGUUUCCGAUCGACCUGCAACGAGUAGUAGAGAUACGUAGUAUAGAAAUUAUUACUGUCUAUCGAUAAAUAAACUUUUAAUGACAAAGA
This is a messenger RNA of Ceratina calcarata, 1347 nucleotides long. Its product is annotated as GPN-loop GTPase 1. The transcript is spliced from 4 exons. The record is from RefSeq and is a predicted model, not a curated record. The coding region runs from base 54 to 1298 and encodes 414 amino acids. Lineage: Eukaryota; Metazoa; Arthropoda; Insecta; Hymenoptera; Apidae. Gene Ontology annotation, molecular function: GTPase activity.